This is a messenger RNA of Spirodela intermedia, 951 nucleotides long. The record is from the annotation of a GenBank genome assembly. NCBI's taxonomy places the organism in Eukaryota, Viridiplantae, Streptophyta, Magnoliopsida, Alismatales, Araceae.
AUGGCGUCUCCUGGAGUAGUAUGUUUCGUCGGUCUCGACGAGCUGAGCCUGGAAAUGGCUGCGCUACUCGUCAAGUCGGGAUACCGGAUCAAGGCGUUCCAGGUGACAGAUCUCCUGCUCACUCGUCUCAAUUUGCGUUGUCCUUUCGUUUUCUGGGAAUCACAUUGAUCAGGACCACUCCUCGGGAGUUUAGUCGUUCUUGCCUCACAGCUAGAGAGAUGAAGUUGAGACAUGAGUGUUGCGUGCGGCUUGUCUCCUCUGUCCACGUUUCCCGCGUUCAUGUGCUCGUUUUUAACAGUAAUAUGAUUGAGUUUGUCCGCAGGCUGCUCAUUGUGCCUUGAUGGAUCAGUUCCUGGAAGUGGGAGGUUCAAAAUGUGAUAUCAUAGGGGAGGCCGGAAAAGGUUGAUCGAUAUGUUUAUUCCUGUUUUACUCUCUUCGUCUCUUUACACUAUCUUAAAGUUUACUACUGCAAUUCACUUUUUUUUUUUGAACGCACACUGGCAUCUUUCUGCACUUUUUCUAGUAGGAUUUCGAAUAGGUGCCUUAUGGUUGCAUCACGUACGUUCAUGCGGCAUUUUGUCUUUAUCUGGCGUUGAUUUAUACAUUUGUGCAGCUUCUCCAACUGCUUGAGGCUUGAAAUUACUCAUUCAAAGAUCUCUAUUAUUACCAAGUCUAAAUGAAUUGUUCUCGUAUUACUUUUCCCUUGCUUCAGAUGUGACAGCAUUGAUUGUGACUGCUACUGGUGAAGUAUAUGAUGAAUUGAUCGCCGCAAAACAGGGUAUGCCUAAAUGCCAGUACAGCAUAUUCUUGUGGCUCGUUUAGUCGUGUCGUUAUGCUCCCAUAAUCGAAAAGGAUGUUCAAAUAUUCUGUAGGACUAUGCAAAGGUACAGUUAUCGUCAUAAGGUCAACAGUACCGCUCAAACAUGCCCAGACAUUAGAGAAGCAUUUUAA